Molecule: messenger RNA, 4970 nt
Organism: Mytilus californianus (California mussel)
Lineage: Eukaryota; Metazoa; Mollusca; Bivalvia; Mytilida; Mytilidae
Exons: 19
Coding region: 103-2838 (911 amino acids)
Biological process (GO): protein N-linked glycosylation; oligosaccharide metabolic process
Cellular component (GO): endoplasmic reticulum membrane
Molecular function (GO): Glc3Man9GlcNAc2 oligosaccharide glucosidase activity
Source: RefSeq, a predicted model, not a curated record
UGAACAUGUUAAAAGAACUGUUUUACAUGAACAUGUUAAAAGAACUGUUUUACAUGAACAUAAAUGACUAGUACUUCUUUUUAUUAUAUAUUGUUAAUAUAGAUGUCAACAAAAAGAAAACAUGAGGUGCCAGAUCAACAGGAGACUAAGAGGAAACAUACUGAGAUACCAGAUCAACAGGAGCCAAAGAGGAAACAUGUGGAGGAACCAGAUCAACAGGGGCUUACGAGAAAAAAUGCAGAGGUACCAGAUCUACAGGAGCUAAAAAGGAAACACACUGAGGUACCAGGUCAACAGGAACCUGUAAGGGAAAAAGUCUUAGACCAUAUCUACGGAAAUAAAUUCUGGGGACCAUAUUUAUCAGAGAGACAGUGGUGUACUGUUAGGGAAGAAACAUUAGGAAACUGUUGGGAUAGUACAUCUUAUGAGAAGAUAACUCAUGACAGUUAUAGAUGGGGAGAGGACGGUAUAUUUGGUCUGUCUGAUGAACAACAAAAGCUUUGUAUGGGACUUAGUUUGUGGAAUGGCAAAGAUUCUGUUGUAAAAGAAAGAUUUUUUGGACUUAGAGGACCACAGGGUAACCAUGGAGAGGAUGUUAAAGAGCUAUAUUUCUACUUGGACAAUGAUCCUGACCACAGAUACAUGAAGGCCUUAUAUUUGUAUCCUCAGACAGAAUUUCCAUACACAGAACUUAUUGAGCAGAACAAGGGGAGGUCACCAGGACAACUAGAAUAUGAGAUACUGGACACUGGUGUGUUUGAUGAUGGCCAUUGGCAGAUUAUGGUUGAGUAUACUAAACCUGAAAAUGACACCAUUCUGUGUAGAUAUACAGUAACAAAUAUAAGUACUGAAGUCCAAACGCUGAACUUGUCUCCAAAGUUUUGGUUCAGACAUGAUUAUGAUGCCAAACAAAUGAGUGAUGUCCCCUGUUUUCAGGUCAAAGGUGAUGAAUCAGUUGUUUCUGUCAGUUAUCAGUUGGGUGAAUUUUGUGUAAACUUUUCAAAAUCAAGUUCAGGUCAAUCUCCAGAAAUAAAAUUGAAGAGGAACCAUUCAAAUACAAAGCCAGACUGUUGCUAUGCAGCAUACAACCUUGAAGUAAAACCUGGUGGACAUGAUCUUAUAGAAUGGGAGUUAUUACCUGUAGGAAAACCUUCUUACAUUGACAAUAGUUCAAAUGUUAUACAAGAAUGGAAGAUUAAAGCUGAAACAUUUUAUAAUUCACUGUAUGAUUGUCAAUGGUCAGACCAAGAAAAGGCUGUUGCUAAGGGAGCUUGGGCAGGACUUCUGUGGAAUAAACAGUUUUAUUAUUAUGAUAUUGAUGAGUGGUAUCACAGAGGACAAGCUAUGGAAAAGAAAGUUAAAUCAGUUAAACCUGGAAACUGGGAUGUAAUGGAAAGAAAUAUAAAAUGGAGAAAACAUUUCAAAGCUAAAGAUAUCUUAUCUGUUCCAGAUAAAUGGGAGUUCCCAUGGUUUGCUACAUGGGACACAUGUUUCCAGAUGAUAUCAUUUUGUCGUCUUGAUCCUGAAUUUGCCAAGCAUCAGUUACUAUUUCUGUUAUCAGAAAGAUACAUGUCUCCAGAAGGACAGUUACCAGGAUGUGAGUUUAAUUUUGAUGACAACAAUCCACCUAUUCAUGCAUGGACUAGUCUAAAGGUGUUCCAAAUGACUGGAGGGACUGAUCUACACUUCUUAUUCAACUGUUUCUGUAAACUUCAGAAAAACUAUAACUGGUGGAUGACAAACCUUCAGUGCAGUGAUAGGUACAUAUUCCAUGGUGGCUUUCUGGGUUUAGACAAUAUAAGUGUUGUAGACAGAGGGUGUCCACCAGAGGGAUAUACAAUUAAACAGGCUGACGCUACAGCAUGGAUGGCUUUGUUUGCUUUAAGUAUGAUACAGAUUGGAAUUGAGUUAACCAGACAUAACUUUCCUAGCCCAGGAGACAUACACAAGGAUCUGAUUAAAUACCUCAAAGAUUUUCUUCAUAUUUCCCACCAGUUAAAUAAAGAUAUAGAUAAUGGAGGAAUGUGGAAUCCAGAGAUGACAUUUUAUAAUGAUGUUUUGGUAGAUCAACUUACAGAGCAGUACAUACCAAUACAAGUUAGAUCACUUGUUGGGUUACUUCCCCUUGUAGCUUGUGGUACUGUUAACUUUAGUGGUAUUAGAUGUACAGAGGAAUUAAAACAGGUGUUACAAACAGACUCUAUACAUAUAAUGAAGAAAUCAGAAAACGACACCUAUUUUCUGACUUGUGUACCCCUUCAACGUUUGGGAAAUUUACAAGAAGUUUUGUUUGAUGAAGAGGAGUUUCUUUCUAAAUUUGGAAUAAGGUCACUUUCUAAGAUUCACAGUAAAGAUGACAUAUUAACACUUCCUGUUAGAAAGAAAACAACAGAGAAUACAGAAACUUUUGCACUUACUGCAAAUUACACCUUACAUUAUGCUCCUUGUGAGGCAGAUAGUAAAAUAAUGGGUGGAAAUAGUAACUGGAGAGGUCCUAUAUGGAUGUGUGCAAACUACAUACUACUAGAUGCCUUAGAGAAGAUCCAUUCAGGCCUUGGUAGUAGACUUACAAUCCAGCAUCCUGCUCAUCAAUCUAAAAUCAGUCUAGACCUAGCUGUCAAAGAUGUCUGUAAAAGAUUAGUGUCAAUGUUUCUACCAGAUUCCUCAGGGGCUAGACCUUUACAUGGAGAUUACAAACAGUUCACACAGGACUCCUGGAAGAAUCUAAUACUGUAUUAUGAAUAUUUUCAUGCAGAUAGUGGGCGAGGAUGUGGGGCAAGUCACCAGACAGGAUGGACAGCAUUGAUUACAGAAAUAUUAUACAAACUUUACAGUUGAAUAGAAGACAUUUUCUUCCCCUUGUAGACAACUGUAUAUAUAUACCCUGCUUCUACCAGACUGACAUGAUGAGCCUGGUUUGUAAUUUUCUAUAUUACAAAGUAACAGUCUAUAGAAAGACCAGUCAUCCUACUGCAUUCAAUAUUGUGGAACCAACCAGUUUGUUUUCCUUGUGCCUAAAUGAUCUAGUCUAGAUACUGAAUACAAAUGCUGAUUAUUUAUAAAAGGAGAUGUUUCAAUAAUUCAGCUCUUCUCCAUAAUAGAUCUCUGCUGCUAUACAUUCAGGCAUUAAUAUACCCAUCAUAGAUCAGCUGAAUAUAAGGACUCAAUUAUUCAGGUUACCAAUUUACUUAGCGACCAAAAGACAUUUGAAAUCCAAAAGUUGUCAACAAUAAACAAGAGGACAAGUAAGAAAUGACAUAAGUAAUGUCCAGGCUUCCCAUUUGGGAUAAACAUAAUACUGGAGUUCAAAUCUCUCAUAUAUUUGUUAAUUUCUGUUACUUCAUUUAAAGAAGUUGUUGGUUUUGUAAAAGAAUCAAAUUAUUGUGAAAUUUGAUGAGGGUAGUUACUGUACUAGAAAAUUACCCUUUAGCUUGUUAGUUCCUCCCUAAUCUCAUGAAAAUCAUAUAAACAUACCUAUUUUUAUGCCUCCGCUGUAGCGGUGGGGGAAUUAAGUUUUACCCUUGUCCGUCUGUGCGUACGUACGUCCCAAAAUUGGUUUCCGUUCUCUAACUUGAGUUUGCCUCAACCAAAUGUUAUGAAACUUAUACACAAUGCUUAUUACCACAAAACACAGAUCAAGUUUAAAUUUUGGUGGUGUCACUUUAACCAUUCUAGAGUUAUGCCCUUUAUAAAUGGAAAAAUUGCAGAAUUUUUAGUUUCCGUUCUCUAACUUAAAUUAGCCUCAACUAAAUGUUAUGAAACUUAUACACAAUGCUUAUUACCACAAAACACAGAUCAAGUUUGAAUUUUGGUGGCAUCACUUAAACCGUUCUAGAGUUAUGCCCCUUUAUAAAUGGUAAAAUUGCAAAAUUUUAUUUUAUUCUAAAUAUCAAGUAAUUUUAAAAUUGGAGUUAUCUUCCUUUGUCCAUGAUUAUAGUUGAAUAAACUAAGAUCAAUGCUUUAUACAAUGCAAUGUUUAAUUUUGACUUCCACUGUUAAAACAUAGAUCAAGUUGAAUUUGGGAAGUGUCACUUUAACCAUUAUUGAGUUAUGCCCCUUUAUAAAUCAAAAGAUUGCAAAAUUUUUAGUUUCCAUUCUGUUACUUAAGUUUGCCCCAACCAAACAUUAUGAAACCUAUACACAAUAUUCAUUACCACAAAAUAAAGAUCAAGUACAAAUUUUUUUUUCCGUUUUCUAACUUUAGUUUGCCUCAACCAAAUGUUAUGAAACUUAUACACAAUGCUUAUUACUACAUAAUACAGAUUAAGUACGAAAUUUGGUGGCGACACUUUUACCAUUCUUGAGUUAUGUCCCUUUAUAAACAUAAAAAAUUGCUGAAUUUUUCGUUUCUGUUCUCUAACUUUUUUUUGUCUCAACCAAAUGUUUUAAAACUUAUACACAACCGUUCUAGAGUUAUGCAUGUUUACAAAUAGAAAAAUUGCUGCAUUUUUAGGCAGUUAAGCUGCCUUAUGCUACCACCCUAGAUUUGUGUUCUUCCCGCUGAAUGGUGUAAAAAGUGCUAUUGUUAUUAUCUAGCUGGUUAAUAUGUUAUUAAUAACUAAUUGGGCACUUUUUUCAUACUUUCAAUUCUGGAAUACAAAAAAUAUGACCAGAAAAACCUUAAAUGAUCGUCGAACCACCCAAAAUUUUUGAAGUUGCACAUAAGAAAUAGUGCUCAAUAGAAAUCCGUACAUAGUUUAUUAUCCCAUGUGCUUUUGGCUAAGAUGUCAAAGAACAAUUGUAUGAAAUAUUUCAUCGCCGAAAGUCUCUAAUUACAAGUCGUUUACAUUUCCCAAAUGGCAAACAGCGCAGGAAUAUUGUUCAUGUACACCAAAUGUCUAUGAUAGAGGAAAUAAAGUUAUACAUAGUAGUCUAAGUUGGCGGUAAUUUUAACUUACCCGAAACGUAAGCUAGUAAGUAUUCUGAUGUUAUAAAGUAAGUUUUGUUUAUCAUGAUCUUUUUUUCGAUUA